AUGAGUGCUCAACAAGUGCAAAUUUUGCAACUCAAAGGCAACAGCUUUCAACUCAACAUGAACGAGUUGCAAAGCAUCCUCUUGGCUGACAACGUGAAAGAUCUUCCAGUCGUCGUCGUUUCGGUCGCAGGGGCAUACCGACAGGGUAAAUCCUUCCUCCUCAACUUCUUAUUGCAAUACCUGAGGAACAAUGGCCGACCCAACUGGCUAAGGGACAUGACAAUUCCGUUUGAGGGCUUUGAAUGGAAACCUGGUUAUGAACGCCAUACCAUUGGCAUCUUGCUCUGGAAGGAAGUAUUUCUGAUGACGAAAUCCAAUGGUGAAAAGGUGGCGGUUUUGUUAAUGGACACUCAAGGGACCUUUGGUUGCGAGUCAACGUUAAAAGACAACACUAUGAUAUUCUCCCUCAGCAUGUUAACGAGCUCCGUUCAGGUUUACAACCUCAUGAACAACAUCAUGGAGGAUGAUCUACAGCACCUGCAGUUCUUUACUGAGUACGGCAGGCUGGCGCCAAAGGAAUCAGGAAAGACCUUUCAAAAGCUUCUAUUUCUGGUGCGAGAUUGGAGGAGUGCAUGUGAGUACAAGUACGGUGCUGAAGGUGGAAGGAAGCUACUGGAAAGACGGCUGGCGAUUAAGGAGGGGCAGGCAAAGGAGCUGAAGGAGCUGCGAGAGAGAAUCAAGCUUUGCUUUUCGGAGAUUGGCUGCUUCCUUAUGCCUACCCCUGGAGAGAAGGUACACGUUUCCUCCGCUUUCGGUUACGCCUUAAUUUUUCAUGCGAUUCUCUUGUGGCUUCCCUUUGUCAUAAAUAGAAGCUCAUAUUUUCUUGGUAAAAACUAAG
Messenger RNA from Dermacentor albipictus, 838 nucleotides. RefSeq names its product atlastin-2-like. NCBI's taxonomy places the organism in Eukaryota, Metazoa, Arthropoda, Arachnida, Ixodida, Ixodidae. Gene Ontology annotation, biological process: endoplasmic reticulum organization; protein homooligomerization. Gene Ontology annotation, molecular function: GTPase activity; GTP binding. The record is from RefSeq and is a predicted model, not a curated record.